AUGACAACACGUAAAGAAUCAUUAUACGAAGAAAAUGCCGGUGAAUCGAAUGACAAUGCGAAGCAAAGGAAAUUAAGAACGAUUGGGACUGUUUUGAAAAUUUUAAAAGAAGAUGGGAUCGCAUCCUUCUGGCAAGGUGUCAUCCCUGCUUUAGUAUUGGUGGCAAACCCUAUUAUUCAAUAUACUACCUUUGAACAAAUGAAGGCAGUGAUAGAAAAAAGAAGUAAAUUGGGAAACAUCCACUUCUUUUUACUAGGUGCUAUUAGUAAACUUAUUGCUACUGGAUCCACAUAUCCUUACAU
Molecule: messenger RNA, 302 nt
Organism: Acaulospora colombiana
Lineage: Eukaryota; Fungi; Glomeromycota; Glomeromycetes; Diversisporales; Acaulosporaceae
Source: the annotation of a GenBank genome assembly